AUGGCAGACGCACACCCGGACAGCACGACCACACCCAGCGCCGACAGCGCCCCUGUCGAGCCUGCGACUGCGAACGCAGGUCCGCCGCGCCCCCCACCGAGCCCCACCCUCGCCCAGAGACUCGGCCUCCUCGUCGUGCGGAGAGCGAGGGCUGCCGCACAGUCCACCGACCGCAGCCUCCUCCGCCUCUCGGCCCUCCUCUGCACGCCCAAUGGCAUCGACACCGUUCUGUGCACGACGGGCUACACCCUCACCCUCGUCUACGCCCUGGGCCAGCGAGUGCUCGAGAAGCAGCUCGCCGCCGUGGCAGCAGACGUCGCGGACAAAGCGUCCGCCGUCCUGCUCCCGGGCGAGACGCUGAUGGCCACGCUGCCCGCCUCGCCGAGCACGAGGCUCCUCGCGCAGACGGUGGGGUCGUCCAAGGCGAUUGCACACCUGAUUGCAGACUACCGCAUCUUCGUGCGCAUGUGGGGCGUGCUGGGCCUGUACACCUGGGCACGCGACACGUACCUGUCGCCGCUACCAAAGGGCGCGAGCCAGAGAGCCAAGCUGCUGCGGGGGACGACCUGGGCGGCCAUUGCGUCGUGCGUCGUCUUCCAGGUCCUGGAGAACGCCGCGUACGCCGCGUCCAAGGGCAUGCUCACCACGGAGGCCUGGACUGGCGACGCCGGAAAGAGACGCGAGGCCCGGUGCUGGGUCUGGAGCUCGCGAUUCUGGGCCGCCUACGUCGGCUGCGAGCUGCUGAGGCUGGCCAUCGAGCGCGCGUACCGCGAGCCGCGUGUUGAAGGGGUUGGUGACGGCGAGAAGGAAGACAAGCUGAGGGCGGAGCAGGAGAGGAGCGAGGCGCACAGCCACAGCUUCACGUGGUGGAAGGAUCUCAUCAGCAACGCUGCCUACGCGCCCAUGACGCUGCAUUGGUCGAUCGAGGAAGGCCUGCUGAGCGAGUUGCAGGUCGGCAUCUUCGGCACCGUCGCGGGCGGCGCACUGCUGGCCGAUGCGUGGAGGCGGACAGCGUAG
Ascochyta rabiei is the source of this 1017-nucleotide messenger RNA. RefSeq lists its product as uncharacterized. The transcript has a single exon. NCBI's taxonomy places the organism in Eukaryota, Fungi, Ascomycota, Dothideomycetes, Pleosporales, Didymellaceae. The coding region runs from base 1 to 1017 and encodes 338 amino acids. The record is from RefSeq and is a predicted model, not a curated record.